AUGGCUUAAAAUACAACAAGUGGACCCAUGCAAAAGUUUAAAAUAGUGUUCUUAGGUAAUCAAUCAGUUGGUAAGACAUCAAUAAUCAAUCGAUUUAUUUUCGACAAUUUCACAGGCAAUGAAUAGCCUACUGUUGGCAUAGAUUUUAUAUCUAAGACGCUUUAAGUGGAUAACAAAUCUGUGAGACUUUAAUUAUGGGAUACUGCAGGAUAGGAGAGAUUCAGAUCUCUUAUUCCUAGUUAUAUAAGAGAUUCACAAGCCGCCAUUAUAUGCUAUGAUAUCACAAAUGAGAAAUCCUUUUAAGAUUUAUAGAAAUGGAUUGAGGAUGUGAAAGAUGAAAGAGGAGAUGAAGUUUUAAUCUAUAUUUUGGGGAAUAAGACAGAUCUAGAGUCAGAAAGGCAAAUUCAAUUUGAUGUAGCUGAAGCAAAAGCAAAAGAAUUAGGAGCAUCAUUUUCAGAAGUUUCUGCUAAAAGUGCACAUAAUGUAGCAGAAUUCUUUAAAAAAUUAUCUUAUGAUUUGCAAGGAAAUCCAAAUGAAUAAUAAUCAUCAUAGCAGCCUUAAUAAAAAAAGGUCCAAUAAUAAGAGUAAUAGCAGGGCUAAACUUAAUAACUAAAAUCAAAUAAUGCUACAGAAGAUAAAAAGUAAGGAGGUGGAUGUUGUUGAACAUUAAUUUAUUCAAUUUUAUUGUUCUGCACAAAUAAAACUUAUUUAUUA
This is a messenger RNA of Paramecium tetraurelia, 714 nucleotides long. RefSeq lists its product as uncharacterized. The transcript has 5 exons. NCBI's taxonomy places the organism in Eukaryota, Ciliophora, Oligohymenophorea, Peniculida, Parameciidae. Gene Ontology annotation, molecular function: GTPase activity; GTP binding. The record is from RefSeq and is a predicted model, not a curated record.